Choloepus didactylus (southern two-toed sloth) is the source of this 924-nucleotide messenger RNA. RefSeq names its product olfactory receptor 13G1. The record is from RefSeq and is a predicted model, not a curated record. Gene Ontology annotation, biological process: G protein-coupled receptor signaling pathway. Gene Ontology annotation, cellular component: membrane. The transcript has a single exon. Bases 1 to 924 code for a protein of 307 amino acids. Gene Ontology annotation, molecular function: G protein-coupled receptor activity; olfactory receptor activity. NCBI's taxonomy places the organism in Eukaryota, Metazoa, Chordata, Mammalia, Pilosa, Megalonychidae.
AUGAACUACAGCAUUGUAACAGAGUUCAUGAUUCUGGGCUUCACAAGAAAGCCUGGACUCCAAGGAAUUCUCUUCAUUGUCUUUCUCUUCAUCUACCUCAUGGCUUUUCUUGGCAAUAUGCUCAUUGUCAUUGCCAUAAUUUAUAACACCACCUUGCAUACCCCCAUGUAUCUUCUUCUUCUGGCGCUGGCUAUUGUGGACAUCAUCUGCACAACCAGCAUCAUCCCAAAGAUGCUGGGGACCAUGGUAAUGUCAGAUAAGACCAUUUCAUAUGGAGGCUGCAUGUCCCAGCUCUUCUUCUUCACAUGGUCCCUUGGGGCUGAGAUGGUUCUCUUCACCACCAUGGCCUACGACCGCUAUCUGGCCAUCUGUUUCCCUCUUCGCUACAGCACUAUUAUGAACUAUCAUAUGUGUGUUGCCCUGCUCAGCAUUGUCAUGGCUAUUGCAGUAACCAAUUCCUGGGUUCACACAGGUCUCAUCUUGAGGUUGACUUUCUGUGGGCCAAAUACUAUUGACCACUUCUUCUGUGAAAUCCCCCCACUGCUGGCUUUGUCCUGCAGUCCCGUGAGAAUCAACGAGGUGAUGGUGUAUGUUGCUGACAUUACCCUGGCUGUGGGUGACUUCACUCUCACCUGCAUCUCCUAUGGCUUCAUCAUUGCUGCUAUUCUCCGCAUCCGCUCAGCAGAGGGCAAGAAGAAAGCUUUUUCAACAUGCUCAUCCCACCUCAUAGUGGUUUCCCUCUACUAUUCCCCUGUGAUCUACACCUAUAUCCGUCCUGCUUCCAGCUACACAUUUGAAAGGGAUAAGGUAGUAGCUGCACUCUAUACUCUUGUGACCCCCACUUUGAACCCAAUUGUUUAUAGUUUCCGGAACAAGGACAUGCAGACAGGGAUUAGGAAAGUGUUCACAUUUCUGAAACAUUAG